AUGGGUCUCCUCUCGUACAUCCUCUUGGGGUUCACCCACCCGUCUGAACUUCGUGCCAUGAUCGGAUACAAAGUGUGGCGUGACCCUCUCAACGAUAUCAAAGCCAACCCGCAAGCAUCCGGUUGGGAUCGCCAACGCAUGCGAGACUGCUGGGGCUUCCUCGAUCUCACCUCUCGCUCGUUUGCCGCGGUGAUCAAAGAACUCAAGGGCGAGCUAUCGCGCGUCAUCUGUCUCUUCUACCUCGUUCUGCGUGCCCUCGACACGGUCGAAGACGAUAUGACGAUCCCUGCGCAACGCAAGAUUCCCCUGCUAGUCAACUUUUACAAGUAUCUUGAACAACCUGGUUGGAACUUUACCGAGAGCGGGCCCAACGAGAAAGACCGUCAAUUGCUCGUCGAAUUCGACAAAGUCAUCGCAGAGUACCAGCUGCUCGACGUCGGAUACAAGACCGUGAUUUCGGACAUCACCGCAAAGAUGGGCGCCGGUAUGGCGAGUUACAUCGAGUUGAGUGCUAAAGGCCCCUUGAAGGUGGCCAUGUGGAAGCACUUUGAUUUGUACUGCCACUUUGUCGCCGGCCUCGUGGGAGAAGGUCUGUCGAGGCUCUUUAGCGAGAGCAAGUUGGAGAGACCUUGGUUGGGACACCAAUUGGAGCUGUCAAAUCACAUGGGUCUCUUCUUGCAAAAGACCAACAUCAUCAGAGACUACGCCGAGGAUUGCGAGGAGGGACGUUAUUUCUGGCCUCAACAAUGUUGGGGUGAUGAUUUCGCCAAGUUCGAAUCACAACCCGAUGUCGCCAAGGGAAUCAUCGAGAUCAAACCAGGACAUUUCCGACCAGCCGACAACGAGCUGGGUCAACGUAGCAUGUACGUGCUAUCGUCGAUGUUGCUCGAUGCCAUGUCACACGCCACACAUGCAUUGGACUACCUCGCUCUUCUCAAGGAGCAGUCGGUAUUCAACUUUUGCGCCAUUCCGCAAGUCAUGGCGAUUGCCACGCUUGAACUCAUGUUUAACAACCCGGACGUGUUCAAGAAGAAUGUCAAGAUCCGCAAAGGCGUCGCGGUCGGCUUGAUUCUACGAGCGGUCAAUCCACGCGAUGUUGCCUACACGUUUUUGCACUACUCCCGCAAGAUGCAUGCGCGCUUAUCUCCCGCUGAUCCCAACUUUACACGAUGGUCCGUCGAAUUGGCACGCAUCGAACAGUGGUGUGAGACUUACUAUCCGUCGUUUAUCGCUGCUGCGAGCGAAGGCAAACCUACCGAUAUCCGAGCCAAUGCGCUGCGAAGCUGGUCCGAAUCACGUCGGACCCAAGCACUCAUCCUCAAACAAGCCAAGCUCAAUGGCAGUGAUGCUUCGACUCUGGAUGCCAAAUCGGUGCUCGAAGCGGCGCAAAACUCGGCUCUGGAUCCACGUGAUCUUAUGACCGAGGACGAAAGAGCAGCGCAAGACAAGAGAGAUCGCGAUCAAAUGGUCAAGUUCUUCCUCAUCAUCUUGGUAGGCAUGGUGACGUUUAUGGGCAUCGUGGCAUUGAUCACGUGGGAGAUUGUGUGGUGGUGGACCAUGGAUACCCCGGAUCCGCUGAGCGUGUAUGUCAAACAUGCGUACUAUCUCGUCAAGACCCAAGGGUGGUCGACCGUCAAGGAGGUGCUCAGAACCACCAGGUUGAGCUUCGAACAUGUUUGGAAGCACGGUUUGACGUCGCCGCCCAAGUUGGAGCUGUGA
This is a messenger RNA of Mycosarcoma maydis (corn smut), 1719 nucleotides long. RefSeq names its product farnesyl-diphosphate farnesyltransferase. The transcript has a single exon. Gene Ontology annotation, molecular function: squalene synthase [NAD(P)H] activity. Lineage: Eukaryota; Fungi; Basidiomycota; Ustilaginomycetes; Ustilaginales. Bases 1 to 1719 code for a protein of 572 amino acids. The record is from RefSeq and is a predicted model, not a curated record. Gene Ontology annotation, biological process: farnesyl diphosphate metabolic process; ergosterol biosynthetic process. Gene Ontology annotation, cellular component: endoplasmic reticulum membrane.